Messenger RNA from Epinephelus lanceolatus (giant grouper), 5465 nucleotides. RefSeq names its product NHL repeat containing 2 (gene nhlrc2). The record is from RefSeq and is a predicted model, not a curated record. Gene Ontology annotation, molecular function: protein binding. NCBI's taxonomy places the organism in Eukaryota, Metazoa, Chordata, Actinopteri, Perciformes, Serranidae.
AUGGCGUCCUACUGCAGCCUCUCCACCUUAUUUCCUAUCCAAACUCAGCUGGACUACGCCCUGGACGACGCCGCGACACAGCAAGAGAAGGAAAAUCUUGUCUACGAGUAUUUAAAAAGGCUAGACGAGAGAGAGGACCUGAAGAUACCCGAUUUCCAGACAGGCUUGGAAUGGCUCAACACAGAGGGGCCUCUGUCUUUAAACAAGGAGCUGGCUGGCAAAGUGGUGCUGCUGGACUUCUUUACUUACUGCUGCAUCAACUGCAUGCACAUCCUGCCCGACCUGCACCGGCUAGAGAAGACGCACUCUGUCAAAGAUGGAUUGGUUAUUGUUGGUGUGCACUCAGCUAAAUUCCCCAAUGAGAAGGUCCUGGACAACGUCCGCAGCGCCGUGCUCCGCUAUGACAUCUGCCAUCCAGUCGUGAACGACAGUGAAGCACACCUGUGGCAUGAACUGGAGGUGUCCUGCUGGCCCACGCUGGUCCUACUGGGCCCACGUGGCAACCUGCUCUUCUCCCUGGUGGGUGAAGGCCACCGCGACAGGCUGAUGCUUUUCUCUGACAGCGCCCUCCGUCACUACGGGGAGCAGGGUCUCCUGAAAACACACGAAGUGGGGAUCAAGCUGUACCGAGACUCGCUGCCACCCAGCGUCCUGUCUUUUCCCGGGAAGGUGGCCGUAGACGACAGCAAGAAAAGACUGGCCAUAGCGGACACUGGGCAUCACCAGAUUCUGGUGGUGUCCACAACUGGACAGCUGUUAUAUGUCAUAGGAGGGCCUAAAAGCGGAAGACAAGAUGGCGACUUGUCCGAAGCUUCCUUUAACUCCCCUCAGGGUGUGGCCAUCAAAGGGGACAUUAUAUACGUGGCUGACACCGAAAACCACCUGAUCCGAAAGAUUGACCUGUCGGAGGGAAGAGUCAGCACUCUCGCCGGAGUUGGAUCUCAAGGCACGGACAAAGAGGGCGGUGCCAUGGGACCUCAGCAGCCCAUCAGCUCUCCUUGGGAUGUGACUCUUGGCACCGCUGGCGGUGAUGAAGAUAACGUGCUGUGGAUAGCCAUGGCAGGGACCCACCAGAUCUGGGCUUUGUUCCUGGCAGAUGGGAAACUGCCCAAAGGAAGUGAGUCCAAGGCAGGGACGUGCGUGCGAUGGGCAGGCAGCGGCAACGAGGAGAAUCGAAACAACGCCUACCCCCACAAGGCUGGCUUUGCUCAGCCUUCAGGCCUGGCUCCAGCCCCGGAGGAGCCCUGGGGCUGCCUGUACGUGGCCGACAGCGAAAGCAGCACCAUCCGCACGCUGGCACUGAAGGAUGGAGCCGUCAAAUUGCUGGUCGGGGGAGAGAGAGACCCCCUGAACCUUUUCGGUUUCGGCGAUAUAGAUGGGAAAGGGGUGGACGCCAAGCUGCAGCAUCCUCUCGGCGUCGCCUGGGCUCCCAAACAAAGCCUGCUCUAUGUGGCCGACUCCUACAACCACAAGAUCAAGGUGGUGGAUCCAAAGGGAAAGCAGUGUAGCACAUUAGCAGGGACUGGAGAGGCUGGAGACAUUCUUGGCCCUGAAUUUAACAAAUCCUGCUUCAAUGAACCCGGAGGACUCUGCGUCGGCGACAAUGGCAAGCUUCUCUACGUGGCCGAUACCAACAACCACCAAAUCAAAGUGCUGGACCUGUCCUCCAAGACUGUCUCACUGUUCCCCAUCUCCACGGAGUGCGUAGAUGCGGUACCUUCAAAGCCUUUGUUGCCCGUCAAAGCCCCCACGCUGCCUAAAUCAGCCGCCAGGAAAGAAAUGCCACCAGUGGCAGUGUCAGCAGGCCAGACUCUCGUCAUGUCGCUCACGCUGUCGCUUCCAGAAGGAACCAAACUUACAGAAGAGGCCCCCAGCUGCUGGGCUCUCUCAGCCGAGGGUAACGAAUGGCUGCUAGAAAGUCCGGUGGUCACUGGUGACAUCAUGGAUCUGUCGAAGCCCCUCUCCAUCUCAACCAAACUUCCAGCUACUAUGAAGGACUUAAACGGCAACCCAAGCCUCACUCUUGGUGUAUGGGUGUACUACUGUAUGGAAGCAGGUAAAGCCUGUACAAUGAAAGCAGCCUCCUUCACCCAGCCUCUUCAAAUAAGUGCCAGUCAUGGAGAGGAGGAAAUCACUGUGGCGUUGGCUCAUGCCUUCUGAAACCUCUUAACCUGUCUGAGUCACAGCAGGCGCAGAAUCAACACCCUCUUUUGCUUCUCAGCUCUGCUCCUGUUUUGUUCUGGAAGAAGCUAAUUUUUCCUGUGACUGUCUCUUUGAGAAAAAUGCAUUUCAUACAAAUCUGAUUUUCAGGGGAAUUUCAUUUCAAACUACUCAGAAGCCCCCUCCAUGAAACAUCAGCGCCGUAAUGUCCUGCACGUGACAGUUAUUCAUGGGAAUGUAACCGUUACAUCCCCAGGCAUGUUUUAAAGGAUGAACAGCCUGAAAAAUCUGUAUCCAUGUGAUAGUAUAUUUAUGCAACAAAUUCCUACAAGGACAGGCUGUACUGUGUAAUUUAGGGGGUACUAUUUCCACUCAGUGUUACCUUAUUUUAAAACAGUGCCGCAGGACUAAAUCAGUGCUGCAAAAUAAAAGAUAUUCUGAGGAUUUUAAUGAGAAACUUAUUUUGAUUAUCUAAUUGGCAGGUGGUGGUGCUGGUGUCAGUGGUGGGUAGAUGAAUAAACAGAGUCUCUGUCAUUUAAUGAUGUUGCAGAGGAUCCAAACUACUUUAAAACAUUGAAAACAAAGUAAAAGCAGAAACUCUGAUGAGCUUUAUAUUUUCACCUUCACUGCCAGACAGAUGUGAAUCUCAAAGACGAGGCUGUUUACAUUCAGAUGUUGUGAGCAAAGUCUUUUUUUUUUUUUAACCUCCUCAACCUCCAAGAAGUAAUUAUUGAACAAUUUCUGCUUUUGAAAAAUUAGUGAAAGACUUCUGUGUGUGUUUGAAACCAUUUCUCAGAAACACUAACUUUGUUUCUGUCAGUCCCAUAAGUAAUUAAUUUGUAGGAAUUUGAAAAAAAGGGAUGUUUAAUGGAGCUGAUAUUUGAUUUAGACUCACAGAAAGCGGUUUUAUUCUGCGUUUCCUCACUCAAGCAUUGCUUCUGAAUGCUAAUAUCGAGUUACGGUCAAUUUCUCAAUAAUAUGAUCUUGGAAUCCCAAGAGGCUUUCACAGGAAUUAUUUAGAUAGGAGGAUAUAAUCUAAAACCUUUUCUUUAAAGGUAUACUAUGCAGGAAUUGUCAGUACUGUUUGUAAGCACAUCAUUCAAACUCUGUCUUGCACUGCCUGUACAUACUAUAAAUGUAUGAGAGAACUAGAUACAGCGUUGGAGGCGGGGCCCCAUUCAUUCAUAUGAAAGUUGCUCAGUGGUUCAUAGAACUUCUGGUUAAGUCCUCCAAUAACUUGCUUUUUUACAGUUUAGAAACAUUAUUGGACAAAAUGGAUCAAAUCCCAGUAAUAAAACAAGUCAUUUAGCAGGGGUUGUGAUGCUCAAAAAAACACCAGAUGUUGUAAUUCCACAUUUGGCCACUAUGUCAACCCCAGGUUCACCCUCGUUUUCAAGCAGGUUUUGUCCACUUGGCGUUCACCUCAAUAUUUCUGUGUUUGGUAUGCAUGUGUCUGUGAUUUUCUUGCAAUAUAGCACCUGAUCGGUACCUUGUAAAGUCCAGACCUUACCUGCGUACUGUUAUUGGCUGGGGGUUACACACCAAUGCUCAAAGGUUGCAGCCAUGAAGCUUCCUGAACUACAGCUGCAAAAAUAAGUUGAUUGUAGUAGUUGAGUAGUUGAUUGCUGGGGUGUGCCACAUGGGUUUGAAUCCAUCCCACAGCCCUUUACUCUCUGUUUCCCAUAUCAUGUCAGUCCAUCUGUCCUCUCUAAUAAAGGCAAAAAAGCUAAAAAAAUAAUGUUACGUCAAUCACUAACUAAUUUGCCAAUCAAUAACUUAGUUUGACUAAUUAAGAAUUAAGGAAAAAACUUAAAAUCCUUUGCUUCCAGCUUCUGUAAAUAUAUUUAUUUUUUACUCCUCUGUGACAGUAAACUGAAUCUUUUUUUGGAUUAUGGACAAAACUAGACAUUUGAAGAUGUUAUCUUGUGCUUUGAAAAACACUGAUUGACAAUUUUCACCAUUUUCUCACCAGUUUAUAGAUCAGCUGGAUUAUUCGUGAAAAUAAUGGGCAAUAAAAAUAAUGAUUAGUUGCAGCCUUAUCCUGAACACAGCAACAUGAGAGAAAAAUGAGAAGAUACAUGCAGAUAAAUAUAAUGCCACGCAUGUCUUCUGGGUCAAAAGUGAUGAUUGAGAGGGAUUACCAGGGAUUGUAUGAUUGUUUUUUUUUACAGAAAAUCCUGCAUAGUAUAUCUUUAAUCUCGUCCCAGCAAAAGAAAUAAUAAAAGGACAGAAAUUAAAUGUAUGUCUUGAGAGGCUGAUGAGACGUUAUCUAUGCAGAGACUCACAUUUUUAUAUCACUAAUAUGUUACAGACUCCAGUGUACUAAAUCACAGCUUCACUUUGUGCUCUUCAAAAUAUUAUAUUACCAUGUAUAUGUUUGCUUUAGUUUACAGUCGGUGUGCUUGGAUGGUGCUUUCAGGCGCACCAAUCGAGCUUUCAUAAAUAUUUGUCUACAUACUGUGUUUCACCAGUCUCAAGUUGUUUACAGAGUUCAUGCUUGCAGCUCGGAGCUGUGUUCUGUGUCUCCACUCGCUGUAUGACUGAUUAUACUUUUGAUUAAGAUUAUUCAUGACACAAGGAGCCCUUUUGAUUCACACGGCAAAGUACCACCGUUAUCUAAGUCAUGAAUAAAGUGCCUGUUUUCGAUAAGGGGGGGCAGCCACUUGUGACCUGAUGACACCGAGCGACUGCAGCUUGCGUGCAUCAUAUUAAAAUCUCUCCAACAAGCAUUGACACGCUCCAUCUUUGCUCCACAAAGAGAACAUAAUAAAAAGAGUUGCUCUAAUAAUGUUACCAUAAUACGCUGUGUAUUAUGUUAUGAAACAUGCCAUAAUAUGCUAAUGUGUUGAUGUCGUUUUCUUUUAUUGGUUUCCAAAGUGUUGAGCUGUUGUCAGAAAUGGGUCUGAGAGUGUUUCGACUGUUAUCACGUCUCGCAACAUAUUUGUGAAUGUCAGUUUUUAUUUGGUUUGGAGCACUCGGCCCAAGUGCCUUGCAACAAGGGGUGUUACUGUACGGAUGGCGUGGAUGUGAUGACACAUAAACGGCAUCAAAAGCAAUAACUAUAUUUCUGUAAUGGGAGAAAUGUUUUAUUCCCACAAGUUAUUUAUUUCCAAUGAACUGCAAAGCUUUGCCAGCAUGUUUUCUCAGCUUUGAUAUCCCUCUGGCGUUUUUUAAUGAGCAGUAAUGAGCUUGCUGGUGGGCAUUAAGUUCCCUGAUAUUGUUUUCUCACUUGAUUUCUCCAUCUUCUUUCUCAGUGCUGCACUUUAAAAUGCAACAGAGUAAACUAAUAAAGCAUUUUUAUCUAA